Molecule: messenger RNA, 2478 nt
Organism: Fraxinus pennsylvanica
Lineage: Eukaryota; Viridiplantae; Streptophyta; Magnoliopsida; Lamiales; Oleaceae
Source: the annotation of a GenBank genome assembly
AUGGAACAAAAGCAUAUAUUGUUGUCGGCAUUGGGAGUAGGGGUAGGGGUGGGCGUGGGGCUCGGGUUAGUUUCGGGUCAGACUGUUAGCAAAUGGACCGGUGGUGGUUCUGGUUUGCAAGCGGAGGGUAUCAACGCCGAACAAAUUAAACAGGAGCUUUUAAGAUUGGUUGUUGAUGGCAAAGAUAGCGAGGUCAACUUUGAUGACUUCCCUUAUUUUCUUAGUGAGCGUACACGGGUGUUAUUAACCAGCGCGGCAUAUGUUCAUCUAAAGCACUUAGAUGUUUCUAAGCACACUCGAAAUCUCUCUCCUGCUAGUCGGGCUAUAUUGCUCUCAGGGCCUGCUGAAUUUUAUCAGCAAACUCUUGCAAAGGCUCUGGCACAUCAUUUUGAAGCGAAGUUGUUACUGUUGGACAUAACUGACUUUUCACUUAAGAUGCAAAGCAAGUAUGGCAGAGCCAAAACAGAAACUUCUUUCCAGAGGUCUAUCUCAGAAGCGACGUUGGGAAGGAUGUCCAGUUUGAUUGGUUCCUUCUCUAUUCUUCCACCAAAAGACAGUAACGCAGGUGCAUUGUCAAGGAAAAGCAGUGAAUUGAGUUGUAAAGCAAGGAGUACGCAAGGAGUCAGUAAUUCUCUAAAGCAUCGAAAAAAUGCCUCUGUCUCUUCAGCUCUUUCCAGGUGCAUCAGCAGCUGGUCAUUUGAUGAAAAGGUUUUCUUACAGUCACUUUAUAAGGUGUUGGUUGCAGUCUCAGAAACCAGUUGCAUCAUUCUCUACAUCAGGGACGUUGAGAGACUUUUUCUUCAAUCCUUGAGACUAUACAAAUUGUUUGAUAGAAUGUUAAAGAAAUUAUCAGGAUCGGUACUGGUUCUUGGUUCUCGGAUGUUGGACUUUGAUGAUCAUUAUGCUGAAAUAGAUGAGAGACUUGGUCUUUUGUUUCCUUACAACAUUGAGAUUAGACCGCCUGAAGAUGAGACUCAUCUCAUCAGCUGGAAAGCCCAACUGGAAGAGGAUAUGAAGAAGAUUCAUCUUCAGGAUAACAAAAAUCAUAUUGCUGAGGUACUUGCGGCAAAUGAUCUCGAGUGUGAUGAUUUAGAAUCAAUCUGUCAUGUGGACACAAUGGUUCUCAGCAACUGUAUAGAGGAAAUUGUGGUUUCAGCUAUAUCAUAUCAUUUGAUGAAUAACAAAGAUCUGGUGUAUCGUAAUGGAAAGCUCGUUAUAUCAUCCAACAGUUUGUCGCAUGGAUUAAGUAUAUUUCAAGAGGGAAAAACUGGUGGAAAAGAUACCCUGAAACUGGAGGCUAAUGUUGGAUCUUCCAAGGAUAUACAAGGGGAACACAAUGUGGGACUAAAACCUGAUUCAAAGUCUGACAACCCAACAACUGAAAGCAAAACUGAGGCGGAAAAAUCAAUUUCUUCAGCAAAUAAGGAUGGAGAAAAUUCAUCAGUAUCAAAAGCCCCAGAAGUUCCUCCUGACAAUGAAUUUGAAAAGCGCAUAAGGUCAGAGGUUAUUCCUGCAAAUGAGAUUGGAGUUACAUUUGCUGAUGUUGGUUCCUUGGAUGAUAUUAAAGAAUCACUUCAGGAGCUGGUCAUGCUUCCUCUUAGAAGACCAGACCUCUUCAAUGGCGGGCUUCUUAAGCCAUGCAAAGGCAUAUUACUCUUUGGUCCUCCAGGUACUGGAAAAACAAUGCUUGCAAAGGCCAUUGCCAAUGAGGCUGGAGCAAGCUUUAUAAAUGUCUCAAUGUCAACAAUUACUUCAAAAUGGUUUGGGGAAGAUGAAAAGAAUGUCCGAGCUCUUUUCACCCUUGCGGCAAAGGUUGCUCCAACUAUCAUUUUUGUGGACGAGGUUGAUAGCAUGCUAGGACGGCGGACAAAAGCAGGAGAGCAUGAGGCAAUGCGGAAAAUUAAGAACGAGUUCAUGACACAUUGGGAUGGGCUAUUGACGAAACCUGGGGUGCGCAUUCUUGUUCUUGCGGCAACAAAUAGGCCUUUUGACCUUGACGAAGCAAUCAUUAGGCGGUUUGAACGCAGAGUUAUGGUCGGUCUACCUUCUGCAGAGAGCAGAGAAAUGAUCUUGAGAACUCUUCUGUCUAAAGAAAAAAUCGAAGGCUUAGAUUUCAAGGAGAUUGCAACCAUGACUGAAGGAUAUACUGGAAGCGAUCUCAAGAAUUUGUGUGUAACAGCGGCUUAUCGACCAGUUAGAGAGCUGAUACAACAAGAAAGACAGAAGGAUAUGGAAAAGAAGCAGAAAGAUGAAGGAGGGCAAAGUUCCCAAGAUGAUACAGCUUCAAAAGAAGAAACUAAAGAGGAAAGGGUAAUUACUCUUAGGCCCUUGAACAUGGAAGACGUGAGGCAGGCAAAGAAUCAGGUUUCUGCCAGUUUUGCUUCUGAGGGAUCUGUAAUGAAUGAAUUAGAGCAAUGGAACAAUCUAUAUGGAGAAGGAGGUUCAAGAAAGAAAAAGCAGUUGUCGUACUUCCUUUAG